AUGCCAAAGGAAAGCUUUCACUCAAACAUUUCGGCCCCCGUAGGCGACGUCCCCAGCCAGAACCGCCGGAGUUUGGUACGAAACGACAGCUUUGCUGUCGUGCACGUUCUUGAAAACCUCAGAAUCGCCGACUGGGUGGAAGCCAUGGUGGCGACUUCUUCUUCCGAGCCUCCCACGACCGCAGUUCUGGAGCCUUACGGGCAAGUACCGACCGCAUUUUCGAGAGAUGCGGUCCUGUCAAAGGACGGUCCAUCCACGAGACUUGCGCCUCCUGCCCAUGCAGUGCCGGUAUUAGGGUCAUCAAACGACACAGGGCACAAGAAGUUCUUUAGCACAUGGGGAAGGGCAAGGCCAUCCAGGAGCCGACUGCCUACCAGUGGAACCCUGUCGGGCCUGCCUGGCCCAGCAACGACAAGGCCGCCGAGCGAGAAAAUGCAGCCAUCGAGCUUGUCGAGAACGGCAUCUGGAAAGGAAAACCCACAACCGCCUCAGCAGGGCCAUCUGCCCAAGUCGAAGACGAUGAAUGAGGUUCUUCACGGUCUGAAGAGUUCAUUUUCGCGGACCAACUUGACCAGGAGAAUGCCUGCGCCGUCCGCCUCCAUGCGCUCGCAAACCCCCAGCCAACACCAGCGUUUCAAGGCACCACAGGAUCCAGCGUUCUCACCAUCAACGCAAGAUACGGAGACGUCGCAGUCAGCUUCACAUGUUCUCCUGCCUUGGCGGAGCUCUCUCGAUUCUCCCUCGGAUCAAAGCCUGCCUGGACAGGCUCGCCCCUCGACCGAGCCGCGUCCUAACUCGGCGGCAUCUACCCAUCGUUCGACCCGUACCGAACGUUUGAGCCAAUUCAUACAGGAAUUUACACCCAUAACCGUUGCUCUGCCCUCGCAGGAGUGGACCGGACGGUUCAGCACACUCGAUAGCGAGUAUCGCAGCCAAGGAAUUGAUGACAAGCUCCUUGUCUGCCUCAAGGCUGGCCUCUCGGCGCAGAAGCGCUUUGAUUUAAAGCUCAGAGAUAUUCGGACCGAGGACGCUCGCAACCUGGCCGUGUUUGCCCAGCUCGAGAUGCUUUGCGUCACGAACGAGGCAAAGCAAUCUCUGCAAGAGUUCCAGGACACGUUCGCCCGUCGGUUCCGUCGCUCGAUACUGAGGCCCGGGCGCGCCGAUUUCCAGGCAAGGAGGCUCGUUGAAUCCUUUCCACCGUCUAGCAAGGGCUCGAGCUCAGCCUCGCCGUCAGUGAUGCACUCGUCAAGGCCGACGUCUACGGCAAGUGAAAACUUGUCCUGA
Molecule: messenger RNA, 1284 nt
Organism: Drechmeria coniospora
Lineage: Eukaryota; Fungi; Ascomycota; Sordariomycetes; Hypocreales; Ophiocordycipitaceae
Exons: 1
Coding region: 1-1284 (427 amino acids)
Source: RefSeq, a predicted model, not a curated record